CGCAGCUCCUCGCGCCGCAGACGUGUAGAGUCCUCUGCUCUUCGCUAACGUGGCUGUCAAGCCCGACGCCAAUUCGCCUUCUGUGCAGUGGUCCUACAAUACUACUAGAUUGGAAAUGCACUAACGUCUGGAUUGCGGCCCGCUCCGGCUCGGGUUGGUCCCGAGAAGGAGCUCUUGGCUGCACGCUGUUCCUGCUCCGCUGUGGUCGGCUCGCGCCGACGACGAGUAGGCAGAUAUACAGAGAAGAAUGAGUGAACAACAACAACAACAGCAGCAGCAGCGUCUUGAACGCCCCGGACAGGCACAAGUGCAGGAUCCCCUGGGAACACAGGACCGUGCGCACUUUGUGCAAGAGCUCCAUGAGUUGGGCUUACUCGAGUUCGCGGAAGAGGUGAAUUUCAGCCGCCUAACGGAAGCCCCAGGGGAUGUUGGCCUGUCGUCAGCAUCACGUCCGGGCGCCGUAGGCCACAACAACCCUCCUCCUCAGCCCACGCAGCCUAACGACAUACAUCAAUGCCACUUGAAGAACCAGAUGUCGGACGUGGCGACCGCGCAUGCGAUACAGGUCCUCCACCUAGCCAAACGCCGGAAAACCUCGCGGGGGGCGGAUGUGUCGAGCAGCCGGUCGGGUAGCAAGGGUCUGCGCCACUUUAGCAUGAAGGUGUGCGAGAAGGUUGAGGCGAAGGGCCGCACGACGUACAACGAGGUGGCAGACGAACUGGUUAGCGAGAUGAGCAAGAUGGAGGCAGCCAACAAAAAUGGGCAGUACGAUGAAAAGAACAUUCGGCGUCGCGUGUACGACGCCAUCAACGUGCUCAUGGCGAUGGACAUCAUUCAGAAGGAGAAGAAGGAAAUUAUGUGGAAGGGCUUCCCGCGUCUCGGCAAUCACUCGUUGGAAAAGUUGAAGGCGGACAGGCUGGCCAGGAUAAAGGAGGUGGAGCAGAAGCAGCUGUACCUUCAAGACAUGAUUGAGCAGCAGAAGGCACUUAAGAAGCUGCUGGAAAGGAGUGCGGCGCGGGGCAACGCCGCAACGGGAACACAACUGUUCCUGCCCUUCAUCCUGGUCCAGGCAAAGCCAGACGCGACCGUGGAGGUGAAAAUUUCGGAGGACAUGAUGGACGUGCAGUUUGACUUUUACAGCUCCCCGUUCCAAAUACAUGAUGAUAGCCAUGUCCUCAAGAAGAUGGUGGAGCAUCAGGCACGGCAGCAGCAGCAGCAGGUGCAGCAGCCGCCAUUCACCAACCCGCUUGCGGCGGGCGGGCUAGUCUUGCACUGGCAGCCGCCGAACGGUGUAGCGGCGGGGUUGCAGGGUCUCUCGCCGAUGCCGGACCCUGCCUUGGCGCACUUAGCUGUUGCCGCAGCGCAGGCGCCGGGAAAUCCGCUGGCAUACAACUAUCCAACCGCCGCGGCUGCGGCGGCAGCGUACUAUCAUCAGCAGCAUCAGCUUCUUCAGCAACAACAACAGCAACAGCAGGGGCAGCAGCAGCAAAAGCAGCCACCGGCUCAAGCUGCCGCGGUAGGGCAGCAGCAGGGACAGGGACAUCAGCAACAGGGGCAGACAGGGAUACAGGUACCGUCGUCGCAGCAACAGAAGCAGCCGCAGCAAAAGCAACAGCACUUGCAGCAGCAGCAGCAGCAGCAGCAGCACUUGCAACAGCAGCACUUGCAACAGCAGCACUUGCAAGAGCACCAAGAGCAGCAGCACCAAGAACAACACCAGCAGAGCCAGCAGCAGCAGCAACAGCACCACCACCAAGGUUCUCACCAUCCGGCUGCACAGCAGCAACAGGCGCAGCAACAGCUGCAGCAGCAGCAUCACCACCACCACCACCUCCAGCAGCAGCAGCAACAAUUCCAGACCUUGCAGGCGUUGCAACAGCAGAUUCAGCAUGCGCAUGCGUCGCUGCCGGGUUUGGCGUUGCCGCCGCUGGGUCCGCCCUUGGCGCUUCCGAAAGGGUCUGGUCCACCUUCGCGCCUCCCGCCGCCGUACGGAUUGGCGCACUCGGGCUCGGGGCCGCCGUCGCAGCACCCGCCGGUUGUGUCCCAGCUGGUAGGACAGCUGACGGCCUCUCUGCCAUCUGGGUCGGGGUCUUUGCUUCCACCGCUGUCAUUCGGGGGAAUAGGGGCUCAGUCGCAGCACCCCUUGGCUGCCAUGGCACAACUGCCUCCACCUCUACCCCCACCUGGUCAGUUGCUGACGAUGGCGCACAUGCCGCCGGCGCUGGCGGCUGCGCUGGCGCCGCCGCAGCCGCCAGCAAUGAGGCAGGGAAGCAUGCCUCCGCCGCCACCGCCGCAGCAACAAACCGGCGGUGUCUCACAGCCGGCGAGCGGCAGCGAGGCGCCUUUGCAGCAUGCAGGGAUAGGGCAACUGGGCGGGCCGGCACCGUCCACAGCCUUUCCGUUAGUUGCGUAA
Volvox carteri f. nagariensis is the source of this 2413-nucleotide messenger RNA. It is a transcript of the gene dp1, whose product is annotated as DP transcription factor. The record is from RefSeq and is a predicted model, not a curated record. Lineage: Eukaryota; Viridiplantae; Chlorophyta; Chlorophyceae; Chlamydomonadales; Volvocaceae. Bases 248 to 2413 code for a protein of 721 amino acids. Gene Ontology annotation, biological process: regulation of transcription by RNA polymerase II; regulation of cell cycle. The transcript has 8 exons. Gene Ontology annotation, molecular function: RNA polymerase II transcription regulatory region sequence-specific DNA binding; DNA-binding transcription factor activity, RNA polymerase II-specific. Gene Ontology annotation, cellular component: transcription regulator complex; nucleus.